ACGGCUUAAUGUGACGACGAUGAAGAUGGCUGCUGCGUUCAUCGUCUCUGCGCUUCUCAUCUGCAGUUCCUUCACCUCCUGCACAGAAACACCAGAUGCUGAUUGUGAACAGUUUGCUCCAGCAGGGGGCAACUUCACGGUGCUCCUUCCAGUCAAACUGGACGCCACGGACAGAUUAAUGUGGAAACGUAACGGUGAAAACAUAUUCAGAAGACAUGGAGAGUUGAUGAUCUUAGGGAAGGUUGAGGACGUCUCUGAGGACGGAUCUCUGAGGCUGAGGCAGGUGACAAAGGAAAUGGAGGGGACUUACGAGGCCGAGGUCUACACUCAAGACGGGAAAUCACGCGGGAUGUUCCAAAACGUCCUGUGUGUGCAAGAUGCUGAUUGUGAACAGUUUGCUCCAGCAGGGGGCGACUUCACGUUGCACCUUCCAGUCAAACUGGACGCCACGGACAGAUUAAUGUGGAAACGUAACGGUGAAAACAUACUUAGAAGCCAUGGAGAGUUGAUGAUCUUAGGGAAGGUUGAGGACGUCUCUGAGGAUGGAUCUCUGAGGCUGAGGCAGGUGACAAAGAAAAUGGAGGGGACUUACGAGGCCGAGGUCUACACUCGAGACGGGAUAUCACGCGGGACGUUCCAAAACGUCCUGUGUGUGCAAGAUGCUGAUUGUGAACAGUUUGCUCCAGCAGGGGGCGACUUCACGGUGCACCUUCCAGCCAAACUGGACGCCACGGACAGAUUAAUGUGGAAACGUAACGGUGAAAACAUAUUCAGAAGACAUGGAGAGUUGAUGAUCUUAGGGAAGGUUGAGGACGUCUCUGAGGAUGGAUCUCUGAGGCUGAGGCAGGUGACAAAGAAAAUGGAGGGGACUUACGAGGCCGAGGUCUACACUCGAGACGGGAUAUCACGCGGGACGUUCCAAAACGUCCUGUGUGUGCAAGAUGCUGAUUGUGAACAGUUUGCUCCAGCAGGGGGCGACUUCACGUUGCACCUUCCAGCCAAACUGGACGCCACGGACAGAUUAAUGUGGAAACGUAACGGUGAAAACAUAUUUAGAAGACAUAGACAGUUGAUAAUCUUAGGGAAGGUUGAGGACGUCUCUGAGGACGGAUCUCUGAGGCUGAGGCAGGUGACAAAGGAAAUGGAGGGGACUUACGAGGCCGAGGUCUACACUCAAGACGGGAAAUCACGCGGGACGUUCCAAAACGUCCUGUGUGUGCAAGAUGCUGAUUGUGAACAGUUUGCUCCAGCAGGGGGCGACUUCACGGUGCUCCUUCCAGUCAAACUGGACGCCACGGACAGAUUAAUGUGGAAACGUAACGGUGAAAACAUAUUCAGAAGACAUGGAGAGUUGAUGAUCUUAGGGAAGGUUGAGGACGUCUCUGAGGACGGAUCUCUGAGGCUGAGGCAGGUGACAAAGAAAAUGGAGGGGACUUACGAGGCCGAGGUCUACACUCGAGACGGGAUAUCACGCGGGACGUUCCAAAACGUCCUGUGUGUGCAAGGUAACUACACAAACGCCUCUCCCUAAAGCCUGGCUCACACUGCGGGAUAAUUGGGCCGAUUUGAGCUCCGAUUCUUCCUUCCCGACAAUCGCAGGGUUGCUCCCGACUCCAGGCUGCUCGGACCCGAUUAUCUGCUCAGAUUAUCUUGUAGUGUGAGCGGUACAAAGAUCCAAUCUUAACGUCCCUGAUCUGUCUGGCGAUCGUCGGGGACGCCCUGAUUUAUUUCAAACAUGUUUGAUAUUUAGAAUUUCAAAUCUUGACGUUAACUUCAGGAAAAAGGUCCGGCAGAAGUUGUGUGUGACUACAUUAUAAUCACAAGAGACAAGGGAGGACUGUAGUCAUGGCGACCAGCGGCAGGACGCAACCUGGCUUUUUUUUUUACUUUUACAAACACAUAAAGUUCAACUACCUUUACCAAUGCGAUGUAGUGUGUUUCCUUUGUGUUUAUCAAUAUUUAUAUGCACUU
Molecule: messenger RNA, 1971 nt
Organism: Labrus bergylta (ballan wrasse)
Lineage: Eukaryota; Metazoa; Chordata; Actinopteri; Labriformes; Labridae
Source: RefSeq, a predicted model, not a curated record